AUGUGGUAUCAAAGCUGCCAUAUCAUUUUGAGUUGUUAUCGUGCGCACCUCACUAUGUUGAACCCAUCACCACUGACAUUCUGUAACUGUGUUUCGGUGCCUUUUAUGUCAUGUGCUUCUGUGUUCCCACCAUGGAACUGUCCUGUUCGUACCCCAACUCCAGGAUAUAGGACAUCUUCAGACGAGAUAGUCACACAAAACGCUCGUGGGAUCGAGCAAAGGGACAGCACUAGCGAACCAAGCAAAAGUCGGAGUCUAAAGUUUGGGAUUGAAAACAUACUUUAUGGAACAAACUCGCAACCAGGUGGGUACGCUACUCUGGUGCGUUAGCACUAAUUGAUUGAGGGGACAAUUCAAAUUAAGUUCAAGUUCUUCCGGAAUUCGUCUGAUCAUACUAAUGGCUAAUAAUCAUAAAUAAAACUGAUUAAAAAGAAAUCUAAACUUCACAUUUCCUCAGUAUUAUAAAACAAUUCAUUCCGUUCGUUUUAUUGCGUGAUCUCAUUGAGUUUGCUAUUAUGUGAUAAGAUAAGCGUCUCUUUAUUUCAUUCGAAAUAAUUCUUCGGGUGAACUUAGAAAUUGUUACUCAGUGCAGCUAUGAUCUCCGUGUAAGUGAUGGAGGCUCGUAAAGGAACGUAGAAACACAACAAAGGCAAAGUUAGAAGGAAAGUACACAGUUUCCUUCACUUUUGGGGAAGUUGCAGCAACGACUCUCUUCAAGUUCCUUCCACGUAAUAAUCAACGUAGCGCAUCAAAAUCACACUAAACUGUGCUGCUCGUCACUGACUUCUUUAACAUUUUCGUUGCGCGCCUUUAGUUUUGUCGGUUUUCAAGAAGGGCCUGUUGUGUCAUGAACUGUGAUUGCAUUUUGACAGUAAUUUUUCGCUGCUCAAGCCAAUUCACUCGAUCCUGUGAAAGUCCAUCGAAACUGACAGAACGUUAGAAAGCUGGUACUUCUUGGCUGAGCAAUAAUGUCGCUGCCGUUAUCUUUGCUUUUCUGUAUUCUUCAGUUCGAGAUGAAUUCUUCAGACUCGUUUACUGGAUUUAAAUUGGUUCACAUUUUUUUAAGGCACAGGUCCUGAGCUGAGCAACGUCAUCUGUGUUAUUUAUCAGUCGCCCGAGAAAAACAGUUUACUCGAUUCUUCUCGGCGCAAACAAAGACUGGAAUAUUGAAAGGCUUUCAGGACUGAGGGGUGUAUGUGCAAAAGCAUAGUCUCACUCGAAGAACAAUUACGCGGCAUUCGGUAAACAAGGGCGCUAAUAUAGUUAAACAAGCCAUUAGUUUAUUUAUCACUAUUAUCUCCAUCAAACAUCCUAUAUAAAUAAAACCUAGGUUAUUGUCAGAGCAGAGUUGUAUUCGACAGUCACACCAUUUCAGGAUUUCAUCAACAGACUCAAAAGAUAACGAAAUGUGCCACUUUGCGCAACAUAUUAAACAUGUAACCGAUAGGAAAGUACUGCUCAGUGCUUUUAUUUGAAUGGUCAAACUUCAGGAUUUCAUCCACAGUCUUAAGAGUUAGAAACACCUUGUCGAACCAGGCACAGCAACAUAUUUAAGUGGCUUUCAUUUUAAUUGUCACACAGUCAGCUUUCGCGGGAUUUCAUCCACAGACUCAACAGUCAGUACCAGGCACCUUGUACAGCUUAAUAUACAGUACCGAGAGAGAAUAAUCUAGAUUAUUUUCUCUUGACAGUACCACAAGAAAGUACUGCUCCAUGGCGACUUUCACUUAGAUGGUCACACUUUACUUUAAGAAAAAAAAAACCCGGCCCUAUCUCUUGAGUUGAAUACUGAUUUCAUUUACAAAAGGGAGACAAAUGUUAGAACUAAACAUCUGUACCAAAGAGUUCUGCCGCAAAGGGAUUUACUUGAAUUGCAUUUCACAUCUACAGGACUACAUAUUUUGUGACUAAAUAUUUAAAUCUUAACGCCAUUGGAUUAAUCAAGAGUGUCGUUUUGAAAUAAGGUCACUAAGACUUUCCAAACGAUCAAGGAAAGCUGGUAAGUUGAAAGGGUUUCUAUACAUUCAAGAAACACUGAGCUGGGAAGUUGGUGGCGGGGGUAUUAGACAAGGGUUUCUACAUAUUUCUACCUCUAACCCUUUAUCUUAAAUAUUUGUUUUCGUCCAGACUCAGUGUUGCUUCUUAAGCUUUUAAUGCAAGUUGGACAAUGUCAUUGUUUUGCCGUACUUACAGUGUACUUAAGUGAGAUGAAUUCAAAUGCAGUCUCUCGUUAACUGUCCCCUUUAUUAGUUAGAGCCUCUGAAGUACUUCAUAUUCAUUCUCUCUUUCGUAAUAUUACCAAAUAAAACCCAAUUUCCUAACAGCUUUCUCUAACAGCUUAUUUAAAUAUGUGCAUUUCUUUAUACAAGCUCGGUCACAAGGCUUAAAGAAACUACCCACGAACAAGACAUCUUUACAUAAUUGUUUUCUUCUGUCCCGAGAUCUAAUAACAAUGUACUGUGCCGUCCAAAUGAGCUGUGAGUAUCACGCAGAAGAGCUUACAAAUGUGUACAUUGUACCCGAAUGAGCUGAGAAGGUCAUAGUUAACAGUCGAACACACCGUGGGUUUAAAUUGUCUUCACGAUGAGUGUGUACCAGGUGUGUGUUAUUGUGCUUCAUUUAUUUUAGGCGUCGGCUAGAAAUUGGUUUCUAACUUACACUUCGCAGAGUAAACUACAUUCCUGUUGAAUUUGGUUAAAUUGUGUAAGAACUAAGGCGUCACUUGAAACAGUUUCGUGUAACUGUAUCUUAAAUCCUUACAGCUUGCACACAGUAAGUGUUUUUAUAACGUCAAGCCAGAAAAUGUUUUAACAAUCCUACCUUUUCAAGAGCAUUACUAGCAGCUUUAAAUCAUAAAUUUGUUUAUCUAUAAGAAACCCAAUCUGGGGUACUACGCUGCGAUCACGACAUAAGAAUUUCUCAAAAUUCUGUUGGAUUCACUUUAAAGUAAACUGAAAGCAUGCAUCUUCGAUCUCCCCUAAGAUCCUUAGCGUAACAGCUCAUGCUGUACCCUUGUGAAAUGUAGUCCCUUGUCGAAGGUUGUUAGAUCUCUAAAAGAAAAAAGAAAAGCGCGGUCUUCUAAUGUUAAUUUUUGCAAUCUCAGACGAUUGUUAUCUGCAAAGCUUUUAAAAACACGGUGUUUGCUCCCUUUUUUCAAACGGAAUUGGCGAAAGAGAAACUUAAUUACAUAUAUAGUCGCAUUAAAUAUACUAAUGGCUUCAUCUUUUUAAACAUUUUUAAGUGGAUAAAAACCAGACCUUUUCAGGGAACGGAUACAUACAGUACAUAGUUAUAUUAGUUAAUAGGCAUUUUACCGUAUUUUAAGAUGUUUAGGAAAAAUCAGGAUCGCCAACGUAAGCUAUAUUAGGGGCCGAAAAAGCUCUUAGCCGGUUCUACACACUCUAGAACACUAGGCCGUUUUGGAAACAAUAGUUGAAAGCGACAAGAAAUUUCUCAUUAUCAAUGACUGGAUUUAGUUUCAGCUUAUUUGCCCGCGAAAUAAAAAGCAUUUGUUGUCUUGGCAAAAAGUAAGAUUUAAUAACUCUCGACCUCUUUUAAAUAUCCGCAACCUUACCACGAUCCGUGUUUAUUAUCAUUUAAUUCAGUCUCUUUUUGCAUCUCAGAAACGAUUCUCCGAUAACACAGUCACGAUAUAGAGGAUAUUACAUGGCCGCGCGGAGAUACGAAAUUUCUCUUCGAGUGUUGAAAAAUAUGCGCGAACGAGUGAAAUAUUUUUCAACACGAGAAGAGAAAUUUCGUAUCUCCAAGCGACCAUAUGCAUGUAAUAUUCUAUUUAUUAUAUAAACACCAAUGAAAUACCAAACCAUUUUACUUCAACAGAUUUUGGUAUGAAAGGUGCGAUUUAUUAUGUAGCCAUUCCAACGGUGAUAUUUUCACAUAGAUAACAUGUUAUUUUCACAUGUGAAGAUAUCAAGUUUUCGCGCGAAAGCUCACUUGGUAUUUCAUUGGUGUUUAUAUAAAUAAAACUCAUUUCUUCAUAAAACAGGGGCACCCAACGACAAUUUUUGGAAAAUAUCCGUUCGGAAGACGAUUUGAGAUCUAGAAUUUUCGGAACAUUUGUUGUUAAAUUUCUUCCUUGCCCGCCUCUCCUCGGAUUUUCGACCCCCUCCAAAAAGAUAUAAUUGCCUACUUUUAACGGAUUUUUACCCUAAAAAGGUCACCUAGAAUGUGCGGGAGCCUUUUUUCUGGCUGAAAUUUUCGAAAAGGUAAGUUUCCAUCCCUAUAAUUUUCGGAUCACUAGACUUUCAGCUAGGAAAUCCGAACAGAUGAAACAUUUUUAGGGGAUAAAAAUAUGCCUAUAUCUCACGUUUAAAUACUAAAAUACGUUCAACAAUGCCAUGUUUAAGUGGUUUUGAACUAUAUUCUCGUUGGGUGCCCCUAAUAAACGUACUUUGCAAAAUAACUCUUUGUGUGUUUCUUCUUCGUUGAGAAGGUAUCGUCAACUUUAUCUUCGGUUUCCAAAGACCUCGAAUUUUAUAAGGGUGAGAGUUGACAAAUGUCAGCGUUAAUGGCAUAUCACAUGAUUGGAAAAAACACGAAAAACCAAAACCUCUUGACGAGGAAUAUUGCCGUACUUGGUACCAUCUGAAUGAUGCUCUGAAUUUAAACGGCCUUUAUCGCUGGCAACGAUUUUAAAAAAUUGUGUUUAAGGUUUAUUAAUAAAUAGUUGCAAAGUGAUAUUUGUUAAAAUCCUUCUUUCAGGAGAAAUCCUCUUUCAGUAUUAAAUUUGAUGGUGAUUGAAGUAUCGAAUGCUGAUCCGAUCCCAAAAUAGCUCCUUUAGUCAUCGAAUGGCAUUAAGUUCCUUUUUCGUAUUUUUUUUCUUUUCCAUGAAAUAUUUGGAGCUUCAAAAGUGUUUGGUCUGGUCCCCCACUUUUUACUCGUCAUCAAUAUCGACAAAAAAAGAAAAGGUUCUCAAAAAUGUAAAAUAUUCUGUACUUUAGUCACUGUAAGUACUUGGUGAAAGACCCGGGGCGGGGUACUUUCUUGUGCGAACUACACGGAACCAUGAGAUAGCAACUCUGUACAUAAUACUGUUAGGGAUUUCUGCUCUAGAUGUAGUUCAAAAUAACACUUUAUAGAGUGUCGAGAACAACAGGGGUCUGAUUUUCCGCUUAUCAAUCCUGAGAUCAAAGUAUAGCAGCGUGAUUGUAGCCACCUAAUACUGUUUAUGCAUUAAGCUUCAAGAUUUACUUCCGGGACAUGAAUUGUCAGUUUAGCAGGUCAUAAGGCAGUAUGCACUACGUGAAACACUCUUAAGAAAGCGUUGUAACUUUGUUCUUUGCAUUCUUUCGUUUUAGCAUAUACGUAUGGUAUUCAGAUCUAUUCAGCAAGGUUCAUUCUUGUCCUUUUAGGUCAUGUUUUUAAAUUUUUAGCAUUACUGGUGAUUUUGUAUAAUAGGCCGUUAGAAGUAAAUCUCCUCACUAAAUGAUACCCAUUGUUCUCUUUAGACACGCUUCAGCAUUAGAUGCAGUCUAAACUAACGUGAUGAUAGUUUCUUAGGGAAAACUACACUUUAAUCUGUCACGUAAAAAAGACGACGCCACUUCGAAGCUACUGUUAUUAACCUUCCUCUGCCAAUUUAUUCUUUUUGCCUGUUAAAUAUUGCAAUCUUUGAAGGACGCAGGCUCAUUAUACAAACCAAUGAUAAACUGUAGGACCCUGCAAAAAGCCGAGUAUACUUGUACAGUAUACAGUUUUCUUUUCAGGAAAGAAAAAUAAAAUCAAACAAAAGGUGGCGUCGUUGGAGGUAGUUGGUGCCACUUCUGAGAGAUUUAAUGAGCCUAACCGUUUUAUAUUUGCUUAUUUAUUUGUUUUGGCCCUGAGUAGUUCGGGUUAUGUCCAAAUCUCUCAGCGCAAACUGAAGUCUGGUUGUAUACGAUUAGCGUUAAAAAAUUUCCCCUUGAAGUGAAAAUCGGCGAUUUCAAGAAUGAUUCAACUGAGUGAAAAUUUAAGCCAAGUGACUCCGUUUGUUAAUUCUUGCAGCUAAUUAACUACAUAACAUGUGCAACAUUCCUCUUAAGAAUAUUAGCAAAGGUCAGCGAUGAUUUGAUUCAUACUGCAAAGUUUCUCUGGCUUAAGCUAAGCCGGAAAUAGCUGAUAUCAACUAACAAAGCAUUAGGAGUGCUUUACGUAUUUUCCUCGGGGUUGCGGUUGACAAACUCUUGUGUCAAUUAGGUUAAUUGCCUUAUAAAAUUUAUACUAGAAGGUUUAUAUGAUAACUUGGCAAUGUGAGGGAGAUGACUAUGUGAAAGAUAUACCAACUUAAGAGGGAUAGUUCGGAUUCUUGCAUGUAAUAAAAAUUCUUAUUUCUAUUUAAAACUAUUAUUUUCAGAACACCCAGAAGUCCAUUUUCCUGAUUUCCCGUUCCUGUGGAAUGAUGGCGUUAAUUUCAUUACCCAUCAGCCCUUUUACUCCCCGCCCAUGCGUACUUCCACCCGCCCUUGGUGUCGCCCAGUCUUCACGCAGCUCCAGCGGCGAGGUCUGGAAAAGCGUUUCCAAGCAACAAAGUACGUCACCAAACGAGAGCGGCUUCAGAUCGGCGCCAUGUUGGGUUUGUCCGAAACACAGGUGAAAGUUUGGUUUCAAAACAGAAGAACAAAGUGGAGACACGAGGCAGCAAAGAAAGAGAAGAAAGAAGAAAAACAAGACGAACAAAACUCGUUAGAAACGAACAAUGGUGUCCAGAAAGAGGAAGUAAAAAGCGAGAAAGAAAAGGAAUACGGAUGUGACGAGUCAGUUUUGAAAAAGGUAGAGAACAGUCCAUAAUUAAUCACAUCAGCAAUUAACAAAAAAUAAUAACAAUCUGAGAUGGGAAAAGAAAAGAAGGAAGAAAGCUAGAGGUUUUACAUGCAUUGAGCGAGGGUUAGGACGAACAUUAGCAAAAAUUUUAGUUUUAGACGCAGUCUCGAUCUUUUUAGCUGACUUCGCUUCUGUCCCCAUCAUCAGUGACCAUUGGGGUAGCUUUUUCUACACUAGUAAACCAAUUUAGCAGAACCUGAAAACCAUCUCCACAAAAGUAGAAGAGUUUGUUACUUUUCAGUCAGAUGCUUUAAUGUAAAGAAACUUUCUUUUGGCAGAAAAAUGAGACUGAAAACUCGCUAAAACGUACUAAACAAAAAUGAACAUUGCUGUCACUCGCAUAUUUGACGGGCUGUGGCCAGUUGCGGCAUGGUUGAGAACGAUGUGAAAAAUUGGAUUCAUGAACUGUUUACACCAAAAUCUGAUUUAUAGAAUAGUCAGAACAGGCUCCUUUACUAGAGUGUAAGAGGGGAAAUAAUUUCUGCGGGAAAAGCCGCUCAGAAUUGAAGAUCACCGACAUGGCUUCGAUGAGAGCCACGGAUAUUUUUUAUUUACCUUUUCUGUAUAUUACUGGAUGAGGACUUUGAGGUUUCUGCUGAGGCUUCGCCAGGGCUAAAAGUUGUAUUUUUUGGCGGUUUCAGCCUCAAAACUACCUAAGAUGUUGUAUAAUUGAAUACGUGUUGAAAUAUUUCAAUAAAAUAAUA
Messenger RNA from Porites lobata, 7523 nucleotides. The record is from the annotation of a GenBank genome assembly. NCBI's taxonomy places the organism in Eukaryota, Metazoa, Cnidaria, Anthozoa, Scleractinia, Poritidae.